This is a messenger RNA of Symbiodinium pilosum, 430 nucleotides long. Lineage: Eukaryota; Dinophyceae; Suessiales; Symbiodiniaceae. The record is from the annotation of a GenBank genome assembly.
AUGUCGGAGGAGCUUCGCUUAGAGGUGUCCCGGCUGGCAGAUCUGCUGACUGCCGCAGAGGCCCAGGUCUUGGAAAAGUCCGAUGCUAUGGAGCGCGCUGAGGAGCGCCUGGCUACAAAGACCGCUGAGGCGGAAGCCUUCGAAACAGCAGAGCUAUGGCAGCAAAAGCAGGAGGCUGCAGUGGCUGGAAGACUCGCCAGACUAGUUCAGCAGGCCACGGAUCAGGAGGAGGAGAUUGCGUCGCUCCAGAUAUCUCUGCAGGCGGAGCGCGCAGCAUUGGCUGUGCUGCGCCGGAGUGAGCUUCAGAUCUCCGACGCCGUGGUGGAAAGCAAGAGCCUCCCCGUGCGACUUGCUCGGGCGGAUGUGGACGAGGCCAAGCAUCGGUGGCGGCUGGAACACAGCUUUUCAGUGUCGGCCAUCCAGAAAUCUG